CGGAUUUUGUUUCUUCCAAGUACCAACUCCCCUUUAGACAAAUCAAGCGAAAAGCGUUGGUUUUUGAGCUUUCCGCAGGUGUCAAAAAUACGGUCUUUUCAAGCAUUUCGUGGUACUUGUGUUCUUUUUGGUAAACGGGUUGUCAGAAGGAAAAUGGCGGAUAUUUCCAAAAGUGUGCCCUUCGAUCGCAGUCAAUUCGAAGAAUUGAUGAAGAAGCGAUUCUUUUUUUCACCCUCUUUCCAAAUCUAUGGUGGUAUUAGCGGUCUUUUCGAUUAUGGCCCUCCUGGUUCUGCUCUUCAAACCAACAUUGUGGACUUGUGGAGAAAGCACUUUGUAAUUGAGGAAAGCAUGCUUGAAGUUGACUGCUCCAUGCUUACUCCUCAUGACGUUUUGAAAACUAGUGGUCACGUUGACAAGUUUUGUGACUGGAUGUGCAAAGAUCCUACUACUGGUGAGAUCUUCCGUGCUGAUCAUUUAGUUGAAGAGGUCUUAGAGGCACGUUUGAAGGGUGACAAGGAAGCCCGUGCAAAAGAAGCUGGCGCUACAAACGCUCCAGUUCAGGAAGAAUCCGAUGAUAAGAAAAAGCGCAAGAAAAAGGUGAAGGAAAUCAAAGUCACUCGUUUGGAUGAUGAAAUUGUUCGUGAAUAUGAAUUCAUCCUUGCUCAGAUCGACAACUAUGAUGGUCAACAACUCGGUGAAAUCAUGAAGAUUCAUGAUAUUCGCAAUCCCGCUAAUAAUGGUGAACUCGAAAGCCCUCGUCAGUUCAACUUGAUGUUUCAAACUCAAAUUGGUCCCAGCGGAGGCUUACAAGGUUACCUUCGUCCCGAAACUGCUCAAGGUCAAUUCUUGAACUUUAACCGUUUACUUGAAUUCAAUAAUGGUAAGGUUCCCUUUGCCAGUGCCAUGGUCGGUAAGGCUUUCCGAAACGAAAUUUCUCCUCGUAGUGGUCUUCUUCGUGUUCGUGAAUUUUUGAUGGGUGAAGUAGAGCACUUCGUUGACCCUCAAAACAAGCAACACGAUCGCUUUGAUGAAGUUGCCCAUAUUCCCCUUCGUCUUUUGCCCAGAGGUGUGCAACUUGAAGGAAAGAGCGAUGUUUUGGAAAUUACUAUUGGUGACGCUGUUGAAAAAGGUAUCGUUGACAACACCACUUUGGGUUAUUUCAUGGCUCGUAUCAGCCUCUUCUUGGAAAAGAUCGGUAUUGAUAUGUCUCGUCUUCGUUUCCGCCAACACAUGAGCAAUGAAAUGGCCCAUUAUGCUUGCGAUUGCUGGGACGCUGAAAUUCAAUGCUCAUACGGAUGGAUUGAAUGCGUUGGUUGCGCUGACCGUAGUGCUUACGAUUUAACUGUUCACAGCAAGGCCACCAAGACUCCUUUAGUUGUUCAAGAAGCCCUUCCUGAACCCAUUGUGGUUGAGGAGUAUGUUGUCGAAGUCAACAAGAAGAAGUUCGGUCCUCGUUUCAAACGCGAUGCCAAGGCUGUUGAAGAAGAAAUGCUUAACUGGAGUCAAGAAAUCAAGGAAGUUAAGAGUGCUCAUUUGGCUUCUCAAGGUAAGAUUACCGUAGCUGCAAAUGGAGUCGAGCAUGAAGUAGAUGCUGAACUUGUUACUAUUGAAAAACAACAGCGUAAAGAGCACACCCGUACUUUCACUCCUAAUGUCAUUGAGCCUUCCUUUGGAUUGGGUCGUCUCUUGUACUGCCUUAUGGAACAUAGCUUUUGGGCUCGUCCUGAAGACACUCAACGUGGUGUUUUGUCAUUCCCUGCCGUCGUUGCUCCCAUCAAGGCCCUUAUUGUUCCUUUGAGCCGAAACGCCGAAUUUAACCCUGUCGUUCGUCAAUUAUCUGCCAAGCUCCGUAGCUUGGGUGUUUCCAACAAGGUCGAUGAUUCGAAUGCUAACAUUGGCCGUCGUUAUGCUCGUAACGAUGAACUUGGUACCCCAUUUGGCUUAACUGUUGAUUUUGAAACUCUUGAAAAUGGCUCUAUUACCCUUCGUGAGCGUGAUACUACCAAGCAAGUUCGUGGUUCCCAAGAAGACAUUAUCAAUGCCCUCGUAGCCUUAACUGAGGGUAAGAUGUUAUGGACGAAUGCUGUAGAAAAGUUUGGUGAGUUCAACGCUACUCAGGAGUAAGUGGUUCGUUUUGUAUAGUUUUUUUUUGGGUUGGAUGCGAGUAUUGUUCGACAUAUAAUAGUUUCAUUUGUUUGUAUAAAUCGUUUCAACUUAGUGUAUGAUACUGAUUACUUUAUUACUGUUUGCAAGCUUUCUAAUAUAUUUAGAAUGUAACAGCAUAACUUUAGUAUUUGUCUUUAUUUCUGUGUAGCAAAUUUACCGUCAUUUAUAAUUUGAAC
Messenger RNA from Schizosaccharomyces cryophilus OY26, 2342 nucleotides. RefSeq names its product cytoplasmic glycine-tRNA ligase Grs1. The record is from RefSeq and is a predicted model, not a curated record. The coding region runs from base 154 to 2124 and encodes 656 amino acids. NCBI's taxonomy places the organism in Eukaryota, Fungi, Ascomycota, Schizosaccharomycetes, Schizosaccharomycetales, Schizosaccharomycetaceae. The transcript has a single exon. Gene Ontology annotation, molecular function: ATP binding; glycine-tRNA ligase activity. Gene Ontology annotation, biological process: mitochondrial glycyl-tRNA aminoacylation. Gene Ontology annotation, cellular component: mitochondrion; cytoplasm.